This is a messenger RNA of Passer domesticus (house sparrow), 1994 nucleotides long. It is a transcript of the gene GRAMD2A, whose product is annotated as GRAM domain containing 2A. The transcript is spliced from 11 exons. Gene Ontology annotation, molecular function: phosphatidylinositol-4,5-bisphosphate binding. Gene Ontology annotation, biological process: regulation of store-operated calcium entry. Gene Ontology annotation, cellular component: organelle membrane contact site; endoplasmic reticulum membrane; extrinsic component of cytoplasmic side of plasma membrane. The record is from RefSeq and is a predicted model, not a curated record. Bases 5 to 946 code for a protein of 313 amino acids. Lineage: Eukaryota; Metazoa; Chordata; Aves; Passeriformes; Passeridae.
GCCGAUGCAUGAGAAGGCAGCUCCCCUGAAGAGCCCCGAGCCCAGGCACGGUCGUGAGAAGCUGGAGGUGUCCCACAAGCAGAAGAGUUUGGAUUCCCUCGACGGCAGCCUCCGCCUGAACGAAGCCCUCAAGGAUGAGGACAUCAAGAAAUGCCACCGGGAAGUGGCUGCUAGCAAGUACAACUCCCAGUACCACAAGCUGUUCAAGGACAUCCCGACGGAGGAGAGCGUGCUGAAAGUUUGCUCCUGCGCGCUCCAGAGAGACAUCCUCAUCCAGGGAAGGCUUUACAUCUCCCCCAACUGGCUCUGCUUCUACGCAAACCUUUUUGGGAAGGACAUUAAGGUGGUGAUCCCAGUGGUGUCUGUACAGCUGAUAAAGAAGCACAAGACGGCUCGGCUGCUGCCCAAUGGCCUGGCCAUCACCACCACUGCCAGCAGAAAGUACAUCUUUGUAUCCCUCAUCUCUCGUGACAGCGUCUAUGAUGUCCUGAGGAGGGUCUGCACCCACCUGCAGGUGUCCAGUAAGAAGAGCUUGAGUCUGAAGGAGCUGUCGGAGGAGCCGGACUCCGUGUCACUGGAGGUGAUCGUCCCUGAGGGCAAGUGGAGGAAGGUGUCACCUACCUCACUGUCACUGUCACUGCCAGAUGCCAACUACCAGUGCAUCCACCGGGCCUCUGUCAGCAGCCUGAGCACCAAGGAGAGCUCCUUCACCUCUGAGGAGCCACUGGUUUCAGAAAGUGCAAUAAAUACCGAGGAGGAGCUGGAGGUGGAGCAGAGCUGUGUGGCAGAGCUGAGACCCUCUGACUACCAGCUCCUGAAGAUCUUCAUCGUGCUCAUCUGCCUCCUGGUCGUGUCCUCCUCGUACCUGGCAUUCCGCAUCUUCCGCCUGGAGCAGCAGCUCUGCUCUCUGAACCGGGAUUACCUCUCCCGCGGGCACAGGAGGUGACCGUUCCCCAGGUGCUGGCUGAGGAUGGACACUGAGGUGGUGGCACCCUGCCCACGGAUCCCGGUGCUGUGUCCUCCCAACCGUGGCUGUUACAUUUGGUCCGGAUUUCCCUCGGCUGGUAAAAUGGGACCAAGUAUUUUCUCUCUUCCUUUGGGCACUUGCUCCUGGUGGGACUUUGCAGCCAGGUUCUGGUUACCAGUGCCAACUCCCCAUCCCACUGGAAACCUGUUUUCUCCCUGGGACACUGCUGUGCUGUAGCACCGGACAAUGGCUCGGGGCUGCCGAGCACUUGGACCUUCCCUUAGGACUUGCUGCUAAGAUGGAUGCUGAUUUUUAUUUCAGGCUUGGUUUUUUUCUUGUUAAAAGAUGACCUUGGGCUCACCAGGAACCCCCAGAAAUGUGGAUGAGUUACCACUGCUGCUCUGGGAGAACCCACCUGUUUGUCCCUCAGUGUCCCUGGGAAUGUUCCUGGAGGAAUGGCCCUGAAUACAGGGAUCUGGGGGGAUGGGGAGAAAGGGCCUGCUAGCCCUGUGGGGUGUCCCUCAUUUGUCCCACAGUGGGGGUUCAAGCCAGGGCUCCCCAGCCUUCUCUCCUGGAGCACCGAGCUCAGAGAGGGGGGUGUGUGUGUGUGUGCAUCCCUUGCAAAGCACUUUAAGGUCCCCCAGACCAGGUGUCCUCGCUGGGGUUCACACCUGGCACAGAUGAACUUUGUUAGUCCUGCUCACCCCAUGAGGAUGCUGGAGAGGAGCCCAUGGCUGGCACUGGGCAAUGUCCCAGAGUGCAGAAGCUGUGCCCUGGUUCGUGUUAACCCUGUCACUGCAUGGAGCUGAGUGCUGCAGGAUCUGUCUUGCAGGAUUUGUCCCACAGCCCCCUGGGAGCACCCUGGGGUGGCAGGUGGUACCGGUGUGAUUCCUUUCUUUCCUGUUUUUUUGGGAACUACAAGUGCUGAUGGGGCCAAAUCCCGGCGCCCUGGGGAAGAGCUCACUGCUCGCUCCGGGCUUGGAACGACUUUUAAAUGGAAUUACAAUAAACCCUGGAUUUUCUAGCA